Molecule: messenger RNA, 1069 nt
Organism: Fomitopsis serialis
Lineage: Eukaryota; Fungi; Basidiomycota; Agaricomycetes; Polyporales; Fomitopsidaceae
Exons: 3
Coding region: 134-1069 (311 amino acids)
Source: RefSeq, a predicted model, not a curated record
GCCAGUGUAAAUACCGGAUACCAGUAACGUGUUUCCACCGUCCAGGGUCUGCUGCCGCCGCGCACGGGCAGGAGGUUCUCAUCUGUGCGACAGCGCGGUCACGUCGCCGUAGCGCACAUCCCACGUCAACAGAAUGGAUAGAGCAGAGUCAAUUACUACAGCUGCAUCGACGUCCGAGGGCUCUUCUCACGGACCUGCGAUCUCGCGGCUCCCUGUGGAGGUCUGCGAACGGAUCAUCGACUACCUAGCUGCGGGAUGGGAUACGGGUCACGUUGUUGCAAAGGGCGAGCCACAUCUGACCACUCUCACAUCCUGCGCCCUCGUAUGCCAAGACUGGUACUACCUAACGUGGUACCAUCUUCGUCAACGCAUCCAUCUACGAGACCGGACGGACGUCCUCUCGCUCUCCAAGACGCUCCGCGCAAAACCUCGCCUCCGUGAGGUCAUUCAGCAGGUCGUCAUAUCAGGUGGUUCUCCCGGGGAGCGCCAACCGAUCCGGCACCUGGGGACGUUUGCCGCUAUGCUCGCGGGCAAGGCUCCUAGGCUGUCGAGGAUCACCAUUGAAGAUGCUGAGUGGACCAUCGGCUCGGUCCGAAUGGAUGACAUCGGCUUCCUGGGGGUCUUCAGCUCCAUUGACGUUCUUUGCCUCUACAAUGUCACCUUGUCGAGCGCCGCCCAGCUGUCCCACCUCGUUUCAGCACUCCAGCGGCUUAGGUAUUUAUGGUGCUCCAAUGUUGACUGCUUGCAGAAACAGCACGUCUCCCCGGCCUCUCUCCCACUGAACUGUGCAAGUCUGAAGUAUCUCGAUGUGCGAUGGGUUGCACCAGCAGUCGAAGACCUCUUCGUGCAGAUCAGCCGGGCUUCUCGAGUGCGCGAUCUCGCUCUUGGGGUGGACGGCGAGUUGGAUCCAUCCUCGGCAGCCAGCAGAGGCCAGACUUUGCUGGAUGCGAGUUCCACAUCUGCAGAAGUGGUUCGACUCGAUAUCGAUCCCAGUUCUCCUGUUCGUGACGAUGCAAUUGAUGCCACAGUCGGCAGGUUUUCCUGGUUAUCUCUCGCGCCACGUCGCUGA